Molecule: messenger RNA, 2247 nt
Organism: Parnassius mnemosyne (clouded apollo)
Lineage: Eukaryota; Metazoa; Arthropoda; Insecta; Lepidoptera; Papilionidae
Source: the annotation of a GenBank genome assembly
ACAUCGUCGAAAGCCGCAUGAGGGAUGGCUGCGUUUUUUAAUCCCGGUGCCACCGCACGGAUUCCAAUUACGGAUGAUGUAAUAUUAGAACAAUUGAUGAACGGAAACCUAUCGGAGAUUGAAGAUUUUGAUGAUGACGACUUGGAAUUUGAACCAAAUACCCUAUUUGAUCAAUUGGCUUGCGAAAAUCUCUUCGAUGGUGACAAUCCUAAUGCAGAUGAAGAAACAAGCCACCAAAUCUCAGAAUUGAAGUGUCCUCCGGUGGUGCAACCUCCAUCUACAUCGACACCGCAACCUCCUACUUCAAUAAUGACGCAACAUCCUCCUCCACCAAGGACGCAGUCUCCAUCAACAAUGCAACCGUCUUGCCCAUCAUUAUCAUCCACGUCGCGUCGUUAUCGAGAAAGGUCAGUAUAUUUAUCCUCUGAGCGAUCGAGAUCAACCACCAGUACUCGGGGAAGAAAAUCGGUGUCAACACCAUGUUCUCAAGGGAAUAGAUCAGCAUCAACAUCAAGUGGUAGGAAAAGAAUAUGGAAGCAAGUUCCAUUUGUAGAUAAACUGCAUAACUAUCUUCCCUUGCCUAAAAAAGUAGUAAGGCGUCCUAUCGACUACUUUCGUGACUACAUAGAUAACGAAUUUAUAGAAAGGAUAUCUCACUGCACUAACUUAUAUUACUUACGUACUACGGGCCGUGAAUUGAAAAGUACAAGCAGUGAGAUCGCAAAGCUCCUUGCAAUACAAAUAAUCAUGGGUUGUGUUCCUUAUCCCCGACUGCCUAUGUAUUGGAGGGCUGGUACUAGGUUGGAAAUUGUCAGUGGUUUAAUUUCACGGGACAGGUUCUUUACCCUUCGCAAUUCACUACACGUAGUUGACUCAGAUUCUCCAUCUGCAUCCGAAACUGGUAAUCCACUAUGGAAGGUUCAACCUAUGAUCAACCAAAUUAAAGGUGCCUGUAGUAAAUUAGAAAGGGUGCCGGGAUUUUACUCGAUCGAUGAGCAGAUGAUACCGUUUACAGGCCGCUGUCAACUUCGUCAGGUAGUGAAGAACAAACCUAGGCCUGUAGGGAUUAAAAACUUCGUCCUCACAACUAGUGAAGGAUUAAUGUUAGAUUUUGAGUUAUACAGGGGUGCAAGGACGAUGUUUGGUGAUACGAAUCUCGGUCUGGGUCCUUCGGUAAUCUUACAUCUAGCUAAAAGUAUUCCCCCAGGUAGCUGCGUAUACCACGAUAGAUAUUUUACCACCGUUCCUUUGAUUGAAGAAAUGAACAAGUUAAAUCUGCAUUCGACUGGGACAAUAAUGUUAAAUCGUAUCCCUGACCGAGCUACAAUAAAAUUUAAAAUUGAUUCACAAAUGACUCGUGGUGAAAGCCAACAUUUUGUUUGCGAACCUGUUACAAUAGUAAAGUGGAAAGAUAAUAAAUCGGUAUUACUUGCAUCCAACUGUACUGGCUCUGCCGCGACGAUUAUCGUUAAAAGGUGGGAUAAAACCAUUAGACAGUACGUUGACGUGACUGCUCCAAAAAUAGUAAAAAAUUAUAAUCAACACAUGGGAGGAGUUGACGUCCUGGAUCAACAGAUGGAGUGUUAUAGAACUUUUAUAAAAACAAAAAAAUGGACCUUAAAAUUGUUAACACACUUUUUUGACCUCGCGCUCGUAAACUCUUGGAGGCUGUAUAGAAACGACUGCAAUAGAAACAAUUAUGCAAGGAAAGAUACGAUGCCUUUACUCGAUUUCCGCUUGGAUGUGGCAGAUGCCUUAUCUUGUACACCAAGUAGAACUCGAAGGGAUAGUGAAGAUGAUGACCAGGUAUCAUCUCCUCGUCGCGACUACAAAAUAUACAGACCAGCAAAUAGACCGUCAGCAGAAAAACGAUAUGAUGGGUAUGAGCAUUUUCCCACCAGCGACGACAUAAAAGCGCCGAGGACUUGUAGAUUGGAAACCUGCAGCAGUCGUUCAAAAAUUAGGUGUGAUAAAUGUAAUGUGUAUUUAUGCUUAUCCCGUGAUAAAAAUUGUUUUAAGGCUUAUCAUAUACAAUAAUAAGUCGAUCUCAUUGAUUGUAAUAAGUAAAACCUAAGAUCUUGUUGAUUGUUGAAGUAAUUAUAGUUUAUUUUUGAUCCAAUUAUAGAAAUUAAGAAGAUCUCAUUUGUUAUACGUGAUUUUAUAAAUAAUUACAGUUUAUUUUUAUAUAUAAUUGUAAUACAGACUGAUUAAAGUAAUAGGAAAACAUACAUAUUCAUAUUUUAUUUU